UUCCUGAGUGAGCUCCGUUAGACUUGCGAACACACAACCAUACAGCGCUGGCAGAGGAUCAAGAUGAUGAGGGCGGAGGCGGGCCCCAUCUUCAUGGCGCACCGGGCGCACUUUCAGAAAGUUAUUUGGCCGCUUGUUUUCUUGGUGGUCUGCAUCGUCUGCUGGAUGGUCCGCACACAGCCCUACCACCUUAAGCCGGCUGAGCAAGACAUAGCCGAGCUUCAUCUGAACUACACAGGACCACGGCAGGACCCCAGACUGCUCUGGAAGGGAGACCCAGCACUCGGUCGCUCCUUCCUGCAGGGACCACAGCUGGACAAUGGGCAGCUGCGUGUCCAGCAUGAUGGCAUCUAUAGGUUGCACAUCCAGGUGACACUAGCAAACUGCUCCUUCUCCUCAAAGAACACUGAGUCCCGAAGAGCCCUUCUAGCUGUGGGCAUCUGCUCCCCAACCACCCACAGCAUUACCCUGCUACGUCUGAACUUCCACCUCAGUUGCACUGUUGCCUCCCAGCGCCUGACACCCUUGGUCCAUGGGGACACUCUCUGCACCAACCUCACUCUGCCGCUGGAGCCAUCCCAAAAUGCCGAUGAGACUUUUUUUGGUGUUCAUUGGGUGCACCCCUGAUUGUUGCACUUUCCAGUCCAGA
This is a messenger RNA of Artibeus jamaicensis (Jamaican fruit-eating bat), 649 nucleotides long. RefSeq names its product CD70 molecule (gene CD70). Gene Ontology annotation, cellular component: extracellular exosome; plasma membrane. Bases 64 to 627 code for a protein of 187 amino acids. Gene Ontology annotation, molecular function: tumor necrosis factor receptor binding. The transcript has 3 exons. Gene Ontology annotation, biological process: immune response; tumor necrosis factor-mediated signaling pathway. NCBI's taxonomy places the organism in Eukaryota, Metazoa, Chordata, Mammalia, Chiroptera, Phyllostomidae. The record is from RefSeq and is a predicted model, not a curated record.